ACUGGGUGGCUCGACCUGGAUGGGCGGGCGCGGGGGCGGGCCACGUGUGGCGACCUACGAAACGGUAACACAGCCUUGGAACCGGUCGAGAGGGGCUGAGCGGCGUUAGUCCGGUCUCGGAGAGGACAUGGCAGCUGUGGGGCCCAACCUGGGCCGAGUCCUCCCCGGAUCAUCCAUCCUAUUCCUGUGCGACAUGCAGGAGAAGUUCCGCCAUGUUGCAUACUUCCCCCAGAUUGUCUCUGUGGCUGCCCGCAUGCUCAAGGUGGCCAGGCUCCUGGAGGUGCCUGCUGUACUGACAGAGCAGUAUCCAACAGGCCUGGGCCCCACGGUGCCUGAGCUGGGGGCUGGAGGCCUGCGGCCAGUGGCCAAAACUUGCUUCAGCAUGGUCCCCGCAGUGCAGCAGGAGCUGGACAACCGGCCCCAGCUGCGUUCUGUGCUCCUCUGUGGCAUCGAGGCACACGCCUGCAUCCUGAACACAGCCUUGGACCUCCUGGACCGCGGGCUGCAGGUCCACGUGGUGGUGGACGCUUGCUCCUCUCGCAACCAGGUGGACAGGCUGGUGGCACUGGCCCGGAUGCGGCAGAGUGGGGCCUUCCUCUCCACCAGCGAAGGGCUGAUUCUGCAGCUCGUGGGUGACGCUGCCCACCCCCGGUUUAAGGAGAUCCAGAAGAUCAUCAAGGAACCUGCCCAGGACAGUGGGCUGCUAGGCGUCUUCCAAGGCCCCAACCCCCUCUUCCGCUGAACUCCUCACCCCAAGACCACCCUUCUGUCAACGGGACCUCAGUGGAAUCGCUUCGCCCCCAUCCUUGGCUCCCAAGAGUGGUGCAUUCCACCGGGAGUACCAGCCCCUCGGGAGGGGAGGUGGAGCGCUACCUUGCCAUUGGUCCAAAGCGCCCGGAAAUGCAAAUAAGACUCCUGGAAGCUGGGUUGCGGUUGGCUGAGCUGAGCUGGGGGCGGGGCUAGGCCCCGGGCCACUUCACGGGGUGGGGAGGGGCGGGGGAGGGAGUGUCACAGGCUGUGGAACCCGGACUUGCAGAAUAAACACUGAUGUGGCUGUGGACCGAA
Neogale vison (American mink) is the source of this 1065-nucleotide messenger RNA. RefSeq names its product isochorismatase domain containing 2 (gene ISOC2). Lineage: Eukaryota; Metazoa; Chordata; Mammalia; Carnivora; Mustelidae. The transcript is spliced from 6 exons. The coding region runs from base 128 to 742 and encodes 204 amino acids. The record is from RefSeq and is a predicted model, not a curated record. Gene Ontology annotation, cellular component: cytoplasm.